This is a messenger RNA of Myotis davidii, 2916 nucleotides long. Its product is annotated as ankyrin repeat and sterile alpha motif domain-containing protein 1B. Gene Ontology annotation, cellular component: cytosol. The transcript is spliced from 17 exons. Gene Ontology annotation, molecular function: protein binding. The record is from RefSeq and is a predicted model, not a curated record. Bases 130 to 2916 code for a protein of 928 amino acids. NCBI's taxonomy places the organism in Eukaryota, Metazoa, Chordata, Mammalia, Chiroptera, Vespertilionidae.
UCCGAAGCAGCCGGGUGGCAUUCUCUUCGGGUGGGGCGGGGAGGGCCCUGCAUUUUGGGGGAGUGGGGGGUGGGCGGGGAGAAGGGCCCGGAGGGGGAAAGGACUCCGCGAAGGAGUCGGGAAGAGACUAUGGGGAAGGACCAGGAGCUGCUGGAAGCGGCUCGCACGGGCAACGUGGCUCUGGUGGAGAAACUCCUGUCUGGCAGGAAAGGAGGGAUCCUGGGCGGUGGAUCCGGACCCCUGCCCCUGUCGAAUCUGCUCAGCAUCUGGCGAGGCCCCAAUGUGAACUGCACAGACAGCUCGGGUUACACUGCUUUACACCAUGCGGCCUUAAAUGGACAUAAGGAAAUAGUUCUCAAACUACUUCAAUAUGAGGCAUCCACAAAUGUAGCAGACAACAAGGGUUAUUUCCCUAUUCACCUGGCUGCCUGGAAAGGAGAUGAGGAAAUUGUGAAGAUUCUUAUUCAUCAUGGGCCAUCGCAUUCCCGAGUCAAUGAACAGAACAAUGAGAAUGAAACUGCCCUACACUGUGCAGCUCAGUAUGGACACUCGGAAGUCGUGGCUGUUCUCCUGGAUGAGCUCACGGAUCCCACCAUCAGGAACAGCAAGUUGGAAACACCUUUGGACCUGGCGGCGCUUUACGGAAGGCUGAGAGUAGUCAAAAUGAUCAUCAGCGCGCACCCUAACUUAAUGAGCUGCAACACUCGCAAGCACACCCCACUACACCUCGCCGCACGCAAUGGCCACAAAGCAGUCGUUCAGGUGCUGUUGGAAGCAGGAAUGGAUGUGAGCUGUCAGACAGAAAAGGGGAGUGCACUUCAUGAAGCAGCUUUGUUUGGAAAGGUGGAUGUUGUGAGAGUUCUAUUAGAAACAGGAAUUGAUGCCAAUAUAAAGGAUAGCUUAGGGAGAACCGUCUUAGACAUUCUGAAAGAACAUCCAUCUCAGAAAUCUCUCCAGAUUGCAACACUCCUACAAGAGUAUUUAGAAGGCAUGGGAAGACCAGCAGUCCUUGAAGCACAUGUGCAGGAAUGUACAACACAGGAAACACACCUUUCAUCUCCUCUUGAGUCUCCUUCCCAAAAGACCAAAAGUGAAACUGUGACUGGAGAAUUAUCAAAACUCUUGGAUGAAAUAAAACUCUGUCAAGAAAAGGAUUAUUCUUUUGAAGACUUGUGCCACACAAUAUCAGACCACUACUUAGACAAUUUGAGCAAGAUUUCAGAGGAAGAACUUGGGAAAAAUGGAAGCCAGAGUGUAAGAACUUCAUCUACAAUAAAUUUGUCACCAGGAGAAGUGGAAGAAGAAGAUGAUGAUGAAAACACUUGUGGGCCCUCAGGACUCUGGGAAGCGUUGACUCCUUGCAAUGGAUGUAGGAACCUUGGCUUCCCUAUUCUUGCACAGGAAUCCUAUCCAAAGAAGAGGAAUUACACUAUGGAAAUUGUACCAUCUGCUUCUCUGGAUACGUUUCCUUCAGAAAACGAGAACUUUCUCUGUGAUCCCACGGACACAGCAGUUACCAAGAAACCCUGCUCCUUAGAAAUUGCAAGAGCCCCUUCCCCAAGAACUGAUAAUGCCUCUGAGGUAGCAAUUACUGCUCCAGGAACGAGUAACCAUAGAAACAGCUCUACAGGCCCAACACCCGACUGCUCACCUCCGUCCCCCGACACUGCCCUCAAAAAUAUUGUAAAAGUUAUUCGACCUCAGCCUAAACAACGAACCUCUAUUGUGUCUUCUCUGGAUUUUCACCGCAUGAAUCAUAACCAAGAGUAUUUCGAAAUCAACACGUCUACAGGGUGUACAAGCUUCCCUUCCAGCCCUCCUGUUAGUCCACCCACCUCUUCUGUGGGAACCGCAGAGGUCAAGAAUGAGGGAACUGGCCAUCCAGAUGACCUCUCUCAACAGGAGGACAGUGAUCCCCCAAAGGAAUAUGAUCCUGGGCAAUUUGCAGGCCUUCUCCAUGGAUCCUCUCCAGCCUGUGAGUCUCCUGAAAACCCAUUUCAUCUCUACAGGAAAAGAGAUGAACGUGAAGAAGGACAAGAUGAAAUCAUUUUGGCCAAGAAUCCUCUGUCUUUCAAGCAGUCUCCCAUAGAAAAUAACUCAGAGCCUUUGGUAAAGAAAAUUAAACCUAAGGUGGUCAGUAGAACAAUUUUUCACAAAAAACCCAACCAAGUCGAAAACCAUACCAUUGUUGGUACAAGAACAAGUAGGAGUGGAUCCCGGAAUGGGGACCAAUGGAUUGUGAACACGGGGGGAUUUGUGGAGAGAGCCUGCACCCUGGGGAGAAUCAGGUCAUUGCCAAAAGCCCUGAUUGACAUGCACUUAUCAAAAAAUGUGUCUAAGUCAGAUUCUGAUCUCAUUGCCUACCCUUCAACUGAGAAAACAUCGAGAGUUAACUGGAGUGAAUCUUCCACUACUGAACACAGCUCGAAAGGGAAUUCUGAAAGAACGCCAUCCUUCACCUCAGAAUGGGAAGAAAUUGACAAAAUAAUGAGUUCCAUAGAUGUUGGAAUUAACAGUGAACUUGAAGAAAUGAAUGGUGAGGCCACAAGACCCAGAUGCCCCGUCCAAACAGUGGGACAAUGGUUGGAAAGCAUUGGGCUACCUCAGUACGAGAACCACCUGAUGGCUAAUGGAUUUGACAAUGUGCAGUUUAUGAUGAGACCCAUUGGCCAUGAUGGCUACCAUCCCACCUCUGUCGCUGAGUGGCUGGAUUCCAUCGAACUAGGUGACUACACCAAAGCCUUUCUAAUCAAUGGCUACACGUCGAUGGACCUGUUGAAAAAAAUCUGGGAGGUUGAGCUUAUUAAUAUCAAAGUGCCCGUCACAAGCGUUGUAUCAGAAUCGGAAAACAUAGUCACUGUGGUUGAGACUUUGAGGCCUAAUUUCUCCAGCCUGGAGUAUAGCAUCUGCAUCUAA